This is a messenger RNA of Toxorhynchites rutilus septentrionalis, 2024 nucleotides long. It is a transcript of the gene CycB, whose product is annotated as G2/mitotic-specific cyclin-B. Gene Ontology annotation, biological process: mitotic cell cycle phase transition; regulation of cyclin-dependent protein serine/threonine kinase activity. Gene Ontology annotation, molecular function: cyclin-dependent protein serine/threonine kinase regulator activity. The coding region runs from base 197 to 1672 and encodes 491 amino acids. NCBI's taxonomy places the organism in Eukaryota, Metazoa, Arthropoda, Insecta, Diptera, Culicidae. Gene Ontology annotation, cellular component: cyclin-dependent protein kinase holoenzyme complex; nucleus; cytoplasm. The transcript has 6 exons. The record is from RefSeq and is a predicted model, not a curated record.
CAAUUCUCACAGUUCCACAUCUGCCAGCGCCUACUGAGGCUCGUUUUUUUUCGAAUCGGCUUGAUUUUCUGACGAAACGUCAGUAUUUAGCCGUUGGCUGCAGUUCAAAUCACUGCCCAUUCGCAUUGAAUAUUCAAGCCAGUUUUUUUUUAAGAAAUUAGUAAAAUCAAGUGCUGUUCAGAAUAUAGUGAAAACAAUGGCUACUCAAUUUCGUAUCGUCAAAACUGAUGAGAAUGAUGCCGCCCGAGUGCAGGCAAAGAAAUUGCUUAAAGAACCCUCGUUGGGCAAACGAGCGGUGCUGGGAGAGCUUGGCAACAAAGUUCUGAAAAAUGUUGAGGUCGUAAAAGGCAAAGAAAGUGCAAUUUUCAAACCCGCUGACCCGAGCUUCAAACAUGUGAAAGCCCGUGUUGAUACACACUGGAAAAAAUCCGAGGGAACUGUUACUGUACACCCGGUGGGGAAACCGGUGACCCGUGCUGAUUCGAUAAGGGUAUUGCAAAACACCGGAAUAAGUGCAGCAGCUGCGGCGGCAGCGCUCAAACAGACAAAUGUUGCUAAAACAACGGCUAGCAUCAAGCCUAAGGUGGUCCAUGUGACCAAAGGAAACGAAGUUAAGAAGGUGAAGGUGGUGAAUCUGAAACGAGAAGAAAGUCGUCUGAACCGGCGCUCGCUGACCAAACUAAAACAAAUCAGGAAACAAUCUGAUGCCUCGUCCACUACUUCAUCGGAGAGAAGUUCCGAAGAGGAAGAUUUUUCAGUACAAGAGAAGCUGGAUUCUCCCGAGACUCAUUCACAUAAGCUGUUGGAGGGAAUCGAAAACAUUGAUAUCAAUGAUGCGUGGAAUCCUAUGCUAGUUUCGGAUUACGUGAAUGAUAUCUAUGAUUACUUGAAUAGCCUUGAGGAUGUGUUCGCUAUUCGAGAAAACUUUCUCGAUGGACAUAAACAGAUCAACCACAAAAUGCGCACCAUUCUCAUUGAUUGGAUAAACGAAGUGCAUUAUCAGUUCAAAUUAGAGAUCGAUACUUAUCAUAUGACUGUUUCAAUUAUUGAUAGAUAUCUUCAGUUAGUGGCUGACACACCAAAAAAGGAGUUGCAGUUGGUGGGCGUGACAGCAAUGUUCAUCGCAUCAAAAUACGAGGAAAUGUUCCCGCCAGAUAUCAGCGACUUCGCCUACAUUACUGACGAUACCUACAAAAAGAAGCAAAUCCUAGAAAUGGAAAAACAGAUCGUCAAAGUUUUGGAUUUCCAUCUCGGGAAACCACUGCCAACUCACUUCUUGCGGCGUUUCUCGAAAGCUGCAAAGGCUGCCGAUAAAAAUCAUCUAGUGGCCAAAUAUAUCAUUGAGCUGGCCAGCAUAGACUACAGUACGGCACAUUACAAACCGUCGGAGAUCGCUGCUGCCGCUCUCUACAUAUCGUUGCACCUAUUUCCACUGGCGAAUAACGAGACAAAGAUAUGGAACAAAACAAUCGAACACUACACCGGUUACACAGUUGAAAGCAUGACUCCAGUGGUCCAGCGGUUAGCGAAAGUGGUAAAGAACGCCCCCAACCUGAAGGUUCAAGCCGUCUACAUCAAGUACCAAUCGAGCAAGUUUGAGAAAAUUUCAAUCCAACCCGAGUUACAAUCCGCCGCGUUGGAAGCAUUCAUCGAAGGAAACCUUAAACCUUGAGCUUAGUUUUGUGUGAUUGUACUUUCUUUAUUUAGUAGAAUAGUUAUUGAAUUUCAAAGACAAAUAAUCCGCUCCGUCGGUGGCUGAUAUUGUAAAGCUAAGUUAUGUGAACGCCUUCGUAUGUGAUUGCCGGUAAUUGUUUAUACGCGUGGUGUUUAGAUGUUUGUUUUAAAUCGAACUGCAAAUAUUUUUUAGCACUUUUAAGCAAUAUUGCUGGUACUAGACGAACAAAUUAGAUUCGAGGAGCGUGCGUUGGUUGCUUGGUGUUAGGAACAGCGAACAGAGCUAUUUUAAUAAAUUAAUAUGACUUGUAGUUAUGACAAACAGCUAUAAAUACGUUUGAUAAUUCCAA